CAGAGCACAACGGGAAGUGCCUUUUAAGGCUGAGAUUCUGAUACUCUGACCUGCCAGAAGGGAAUUAUGGUGAAAUUUGGCAGUGGCUUCAGUAAGUCAGAAAUUGAAUGGAAAUCACCUGGGACCACUGAAACUGCACCUGAAGAGAUGUGUCAGGAGACACUCCUGCUCAUAGAUGUAGGUGAAAAAUCUCUCAUAUUGGCAAGCAAAGGCAGCACCAGGGCGGGGAAUAAAAGUGUCCAUGAUGUCCAGGUGUUUUCCGGAGGACCUGGAAUAGUGACUGCCUCUUAUGUCCACUUCUGUGACACUGAACUGUGCAACAGUGCUAGCAGCACCGGUGUCCUCCUUAACAACAUGAAACUCUCAGAGUCCUCUGAACUGGGAUCCAUUCAGUGUCCUGUCUGUUUGCACUUUCGGGGUUCCUGCUCUGAGCAUACCAAAUUUGUCCUCUGCCCUAAGAACACUCGUUGCUAUUUCAGUGACAUGACUGUAGAAGGAGGUGGACUCAAGAACUUCUUUAGCCUUGAUGGAUGCCUGGCCAACUCUGCCAAAAACCUAUUGAAAAGCCAAACUUCAAUCGGAAUCUUCUCUGUAGUGGAAGUUUCUGAUCCAAACUCCAGCAAGUCACCCUCACGUGUAGUCCCAAGCAUUCUCCUGACCUGGAUGUUAGCGCUCAGGGCUCUUCUCAGCUCUUUGUAUGCUGGGAUCUGUCCUCUCUGCUGAACCCAUUUCCUGGCCAUUCUUAAUCCCUCUUGGCCACCCAGACCCAGCCCUCCUCUGACUUCAAAGACCUGAGGCUGGGCGCUGUCGGCCUGCACUGUAGGGAGCCCUCAUCCCUCACCCACACACCUCUGCCCCUCAUGUUUAUAGACAUGGGAGCCACUGAACCCAGCCGGCUCCAGAGCAGACAGGCACACGUUGACCACAUGUGGAAAAAUAAAGUUGCUGUUGUUUGUCCAA
This is a messenger RNA of Mus caroli (Ryukyu mouse), 960 nucleotides long. Its product is annotated as CD177 antigen-like. NCBI's taxonomy places the organism in Eukaryota, Metazoa, Chordata, Mammalia, Rodentia, Muridae. The record is from RefSeq and is a predicted model, not a curated record. Gene Ontology annotation, biological process: leukocyte cell-cell adhesion; positive regulation of neutrophil degranulation; cell-cell junction maintenance. Gene Ontology annotation, cellular component: plasma membrane raft.